GUUUUGAAUGAUUGAACUGUCAAUGCGUUGUGACAACAACAAGUUAUUUGAUAUCACGGACGCGCGGCAAGUGGUCCUCUCAGUUUACAUAGAUAAAUUGCCCAGAACGCGAGUGAUUAUUCAAUGAAGUGUCUACAAAUGAAAGAUAAGCUGCUUUUGACCGAAAAUGCGAAUUUGGAAAACGGGUUGGAGUGCGUUUAAAAUAUCUUCAGUGCUUAGAAGAAGCUCGGAUUCGUAAGUCGUGUUUAUUCGUUAGACAAUGGCCUAUUGCGAACUCCUAGGGGAAAUUUAAACAACAGUAAGAUUCGCUUGGCCGAGUUAUGUCAAACGUCUUGCCAUGUUCAUUUGCGCGAUUGCGUCGAAUCUUGAAACGUCCACGAUGCUGUGGGUUUCUUGUGAUAGCAUGGAUUUUUUGCUUCGUCGUAUUUUGUAUUAUGACAUACAACACGCCAGCAAUAGACAGAACAGUGAACCAACACAACUUUGAUGAAAAUGGGUCAGGAAAUUACGUAAGAUUGGGGAAUGAUAACAACAUUCAAGAAACUUACACCAGAUCUCGCAAAGCUGCGCUUAUUAUCCACAAAUGCACGAAAUCGGCCACUCCUAAAAUGGUCAACUAUAUUACGCGGUAUCUCGAAAGUUUCCGAAUUCAUUACGUAAUCACCCGAACGGAUGAUCGUUUACUCGUCGAUCUGAAGUACGAGAUGAGAAAAGACUCUAGCAAGGCAAAAUACUCCUUGAUCAUUUUCUACGAGUUUCAGACGUUUUUGUCUCUCAGCCAACUAGCUAGAGACGUUAUAGACAAUUAUUGCGCGAAAUUUAAGGCGGGGCAAAUAUUUUUCGCUGGUAACAAUUACGGGAAAAUUUCGGAAUUUAAUUUGGAGAUAAAGCGGGUGGAGAAAGACAGAACGCACAGCUUGCGAAUUAACCCUGAUUCAAGAAUUCUCUGGAUGACAAAGCCCGGUGUCGAGGCGGCAAAACCUUCCAGAACGCGUUUAACUUAUAUUCGGGCUUACCCGUUCGAUGAUCGGUACGAGACGGUGGCAUAUCUUCUCCCUGCGGGUGGCGCUGAAAAGGCGCGGGUUAACGUUCGUGGAGAAAAUACUAAAGUCGCAAUGCUAUUGGAUAAUGGGAAAAAUGCGGGAAUCAAAAGGAUAUUUACGACUCUUAAUUCUGCCUUCUUUUUAUACGGCUUGCUUUUUUUGGAUGCUUUGAAAUAUCUGUAUGUUCUACCGCCGAAGUACACACUACAAAGAUAUAUACAAGUUGAUAUUGAUGAUAUAUUUAUUGGAAAAACUUCAAUGAGACUGAAAAAAGGUGAUGUUAAGGACUUACUGCAAACCCAGAAGUUACUGCAAAGAAAGAUACCGGGUUUUCAAUUCCAGAUUGGUUUCAGUGGCAAAGGUUACGGCAGGGGGUCUGAUGCUGAGGAUGAAGGUGAUAACGAACUCAUUGCGCAUGCGUCGUCGUUUGCCUGGUUCUGUCAUAUGUGGGAUCAUGAACAAGCACAUAAGUUUGACAACUUGACCGUGCUCACCGCUCUAAUGGAGAAAAACAGGAGAUUUGCAAAGAAACACAAUAUUGCAAUAAAUAGUGGUUACGCAGUCAGUUCACAUCACUCAGGCGUCUAUCCUGUGCAGGAAUCGCUUUAUCAGGCAUGGAAAAACGUUUAUGAAAUUAGCGUUACGUCUACGGAGGAAUAUCCAAAUCUCAAACCAGCUUGGCGGAGGAAAGGAUUCCAGCAUAUGGGAAUUAAGGUGUUACCAAGACAAACGUGCAAUAUCUAUACUUCAACAAACUUUUUCCGAGAUAUUCAGGGUGGGAAACCAACAUUGGAUCACAUGGUCGAAGGUGGUGAAAUCUUUGAAACAAUAUUGCGAAAUCCGGUUUCGAUCUUUAUGACCCACAUGACGAAUUAUGCGAACGACAGGCUGGCGCCAUAUUUGUUUAAGAAACUGGUGAAAUUCGUACAACGCUGGACCAAUUUGAAACUGAUGUCGGCGACUCCAAAGCAAUUGGCCGAGAUAUACUUUGAGAUUUUUCCUGAUGAGAUCACACCUGUAUGGCAGAAUCCGUGUGAUUAUAAUCGACAUUUAGCGAUAUGGCCUAUCGAUAAGAGUUGUUCGCGCCUUCCAUCCCUGCUGGUCAUCGGACCUCCUCACGGUGGCCACGAAUUGUUAGGCAAGUUCCUGCAAGUACAUCCCAGGAUGAGAGGAACCCAACAAGGUGAUCUUGGGAACAUAGAGACAAACUUUUUCAGCAGCGACAACUAUCUUAAAGGGCUUGAUUGGUACAUGAACUUUUUUCCAAAACAAACAGAGCUUUACGAGAAGAUUUUCGAAGUGAGCAGCACGUACUUCGAAAGUACUGUGGCAAGUUAUCGUGCAAACUCCUUACUAAAGAUUGCCAAAAUAAUCAUUGUUUUACCUGAUCCUGUUCAGCGAGCGUACAGGCAUUACAUGUAUUUAAAGAACAACGGUGUUUCUUCGGUGGCGCAGAAAUAUACAUUUGAAGAAUUUCUUAUGGAGAAAAGCAAAUCAUCCGAAGCCAAGUCGUUAAGAAAUCAGCUGUUAACUAACGGACAUUAUGCUAAUCAUUUAACACGUUGGAUGUCGUACUACAGUUCACAGCAGGUGAUGAUCAUCAGCGAUGACGAUCUAAUAAAUCAUACAAGAACUGUCCUUAAUAAUAUUCAAGAUUUUGUCAAUAUUGAGAAACCGAUCAACUACAAUCAACUUCUGAGAUAUGAUACAAGAGAACACAUGUACUGUCCUCUGAACAGCAAUACCGUUGAAGAAUGUUAUGGCUACAAGGACAGACAUUGCAGUGAAAUUAGUGUGAAGGCGAGAGAGUAUUUACAAAACUAUUAUGCAAAGCACAACAAGAAUUUACUACGGUUGAAUCAAAAAGUACAAUUUACUGUGCCAAAGUGGCUUAAAGUUUAUGGAUAAUCCUAUAUGAUGCCUUUUAGAGAAAUAUUAAAUGUACAUAA
This is a messenger RNA of Dendronephthya gigantea, 2992 nucleotides long. Its product is annotated as bifunctional heparan sulfate N-deacetylase/N-sulfotransferase 4-like. Bases 321 to 2951 code for a protein of 876 amino acids. Gene Ontology annotation, molecular function: deacetylase activity; heparan sulfate N-sulfotransferase activity. Lineage: Eukaryota; Metazoa; Cnidaria; Anthozoa; Malacalcyonacea; Nephtheidae. Gene Ontology annotation, cellular component: Golgi apparatus. The transcript has 11 exons. The record is from RefSeq and is a predicted model, not a curated record.